Molecule: messenger RNA, 1146 nt
Organism: Rasamsonia emersonii CBS 393.64
Lineage: Eukaryota; Fungi; Ascomycota; Eurotiomycetes; Eurotiales; Trichocomaceae
Product: Actin-related protein ArpA
Exons: 3
Coding region: 1-1146 (381 amino acids)
Source: RefSeq, a predicted model, not a curated record
AUGGCGGAAGCGAGCCUUCACAAUGUUCCGAUCGUUAUAGACAACGGCAGUGGCACCAUUCGGGCCGGGUUCGCCGGUGAAGAAGUCCCAUCAUGCUACUUCCCAUCCUUUGUCGGUCGACCGAAGCACCCCCGGGUGAUGGCCGGAGGUCUGGAAGGCGACGUGUUCAUCGGACAAAAGGCCCAGGAACUGCGCGGACUGCUGAAGAUUCGGUACCCUCUUGAACACGGCAUUGUGACCGAUUGGGAUGACAUGGAGAAGAUAUGGCAUCACGUCUACGAGAGCGAGUUGAAGACGCUGCCCGAGGAACAUCCCGUCCUAUUAACGGAGCCGCCGCUCAAUCCCCGGAAGAACAGGGACAUUGCCGCUCAGAUCAUGUUUGAGACGUUCAAUAUACCCGCUCUUUACACCUCCAUCCAGGCCGUGCUCUCUCUCUACGCGUCGGGGCGGACAACAGGUGUCGUCUUGGACUCUGGAGACGGAGUUUCACACGCCGUACCAGUGUAUGAGGGAUUCGCCGUGCCUAACAGCAUCCGAAGAAUUGAUGUCGCUGGACGAGACGUGACAGAACAACUGCAACUGUUGUUGAGAAAGAACGGACAUGUUCUGCACACUAGCGCAGAGAAAGAGGUUGUGCGCAUGAUCAAGGAAAAAGUGUGCUACGUGUCAUUAGAUCCGAAGAGAGAAGAGAAGGAGUGGAUCAACAGCUACCACAAGUCCGAAUCCAAGACAGUUGAUUACGUCCUGCCUGACGGACACAAAAUCAAGAUCGGCCAAGAACGUUACCGCGCGCCCGAAAUUCUCUUCGAUCCGGAAAUCAUUGGCCUUGAAUACCCCGGUGUUCACCAGAUCGUGCAGGAUGCCAUUGCCCGCACCGACCUCGAUCUCCGCAAGGCGCUAUAUCUGAAUAUCGUUCUCUCGGGUGGCUCAACGCUGUGUAAGAACUUCCCGGAUCGACUGAUGCGGGAGAUAAAGAAACUUGCUGUGGAGGACAUGAAGAUCCGAAUCUCAGCGCCUGCGGAGCGGAAAUACACCACGUGGAUCGGAGGAGGUAUCCUUGCAGGAUUGAGCACAUUCCGAAAGAUGUGGGUCAGUGCAGAUGAAUGGCACGAAGAUCCCGAAGUGAUCCACAGGAAGUUCGCCUAA